This is a messenger RNA of Python bivittatus (Burmese python), 1260 nucleotides long. The record is from RefSeq and is a predicted model, not a curated record. NCBI's taxonomy places the organism in Eukaryota, Metazoa, Chordata, Lepidosauria, Squamata, Pythonidae.
AUGGUUCCUGUUAUUUUUCUUUCUAGUUCCUCAUUGAGAAGUGUUUCAACUGGAUCCUCAAGACCUUCUAAAGUGUGUUUGGUGUGUGGGGAUGAAGCAUCUGGAUGCCAUUAUGGAGUAGUUACCUGUGGCAGUUGCAAAGUCUUCUUUAAGAGAGCAGUGGAAGGGCAGCACAAUUAUUUAUGUGCAGGACGGAAUGACUGUAUAAUUGAUAAAAUUCGAAGAAAAAACUGUCCAGCUUGCAGAUUACAGAAGUGUCUUCAAGCUGGAAUGAAUUUGGGAGCCCGGAAGUCGAAAAAGUUGGGCAAGUUAAAAGGAAUCCACGAAGAGCCGCCACCGCAGCAGCAGCAGCAGCCACAGCCACCACAAAGCCCAGAAGAGGGGAUGACGUAUAUUGCUCCAGCAAAAGAACCUUCUGUAAACACAGCACUUGUUCCUCACUUAUCUGCAGUUUCACCAGCACUUACCCCCUCACCUGCUAUGGUUCUAGAGAACAUUGAACCUGAAAUUGUAUAUGCGGGUUAUGAUAGCUCAAAGCCAGAUACAGCUGAACACCUGCUCUCCACUUUAAAUCGUCUCGCUGGCAAGCAGAUGAUUCAGGUGGUAAAAUGGGCAAAGAUCCUCCCAGGAUUUAGAAACUUGCCUCUUGAGGACCAAAUCACUUUAAUACAGUAUUCUUGGAUGUGUUUAUCCUCAUUUGCCUUGAGCUGGAGAUCAUAUAGACAUACAAACAGCCAGUUUCUUUAUUUUGCUCCUGACUUGGUCUUUAAUGAAGAAAGGAUGCGGCAGUCUGCAAUGUUUGAAUUAUGCCAAGGAAUGCACCAGAUCAGCCUUCAAUUUGUUCGUUUGCAGCUUAGCUUUGAAGAAUACACUAUUAUGAAAGUUUUGUUGCUGUUAAGCACAGUUCCCAAGGAUGGUCUCAAGAGCCAAGCUGCAUUUGAAGAAAUGAGGGCAAAUUAUAUUAAAGAACUUAGAAAAAUGGUAACUAAACAUCCAAACAAUUCUGGGCAAAGUUGGCAGCGAUUUUAUCAACUGACAAAGCUCCUGGACUCUAUUCAUGAUGUAAGUAAUUUAACUUACAAUAAAGAUGAAUGUAUUAUAAGAAAGAAUCAUAUAAAUAAUCCCCCUCAAGCUCUAAUAGUUAGAAAAGAUGAGAUGAUACUAGGUCACAUUGUAUGAAGUUAGUACUGCAGUAAUAGCUUCAUUGGCAAAAUAUUUGUUAUGGAAAAAGACUGACAAAACAUAAUAUUUUCACAUAUU